AUGGCGCCCAUCGCUGUUGAGGAUGUGGCUCAGACGCCUGUGGUGUCCAAGAAGCCCACGGAGGUAUCGAAUGCGCCGCUGGCUAAACCGACACUUGCACGCUGUGAUGCCAACGAUCCAGCCACGACGACAGAUCUCCUCGUGUCAAUCAUUGAACGUGAUGGCGGUGUCAUUGUGGAGAAUCUCAUCUCAAAGGAACUGGCUACACGAAUCAAGACCGAGCUGAAGCCCUACUUCGACACAGACAAGGUUGAUCCUUCGGGUUUCUUCCCCCAUACGACACAGAGAGCUACCGGCCUCCUGGCGCGGUCCGAUGGCUGCGUUGAAUUGGCAACGAAUCCCACAUAUAUCGACGUGGCCAACAGGAUGGUCUCGUCGACGUAUACGUACUGGAAUGGACAGCAGAAAGAGACGGUAUAUGCCAAACCCAUUAUAUCCUCAACUGUCGGGUUCCGAGUAAACCCUGGUGGAAGGCAGCAAGCCCUGCACCGCGAUGACGGUGAUUAUCACACUCGCAACUGUGACAUGCCCAUGAUGCUGGGUUGCGUGACAGCGUUGACAAAGACCACGGCGGAGAAUGGGGCAACCAUCGCCAUCCCUGGUUCACAUCUCUGGGGUCCCGAUCGCUGUCCUUAUGACCACGAGGCAAUUCCCGCCGAAUUGGAACCCGGGGAUGCUUUCAUCUUCGUCGGUAAUCUUUACCAUGCCGGAGGCGCCAAUAUCACCAAGGAUCAGUCUCGCGAGACCGUGGGUAUCUUCUUAUGCAAGCCCUAUUACCGCCCGGCGGAGAAUCAGUUCCUGAUGGUGCCGCCUGAGAAGGCGAAGCGGUUAUCUCCCCAGGCACAAAGACUGCUGGGAUAUGGAAUCAGCCGUCCUGCUCUAGGCUUCAUGGAGUACCAAGACCCAAUGCGGGUUCUCUUUGGUGUCGAGGACGAAGAGACGGUCGAUAUGUGA
This is a messenger RNA of Fonsecaea nubica, 954 nucleotides long. RefSeq lists its product as hypothetical. Lineage: Eukaryota; Fungi; Ascomycota; Eurotiomycetes; Chaetothyriales; Herpotrichiellaceae. The transcript has 3 exons. The record is from RefSeq and is a predicted model, not a curated record. Bases 1 to 954 code for a protein of 317 amino acids.